AUUUUUUUUUAAAUGCAUGCAGUUACUAAAAUGUUGUCCAUGGUUUUUCUGUUUCCAGAAUAGUAAACAAGGGAUAUUUCAGUUAUGGAGUUAUCCUCUUAACGAAGGAAGUACCAUGGAGAACAGGGAUUUCAAGAAGUCUGCAGUGGAAACUGGCUUUAAUGUAGCCAAUAAUCCCAUGAGGCUCUUCACUCUGAACCCCGCCCUGACAAGUGCUUCGGUCGAUAAGCAAGUUGGUUCUUACUCUGGCCUCCAGAUACCAUCGGGUCUCUGCUGGCCCUAUGCUGAUGGAGACUUUUUUCAGGACAGAAAUGAGCCUUAUGUUAAUUUAUGUUCAGCCAUGGAAAACAAUAAUGGUGAAAGUUUAUCUGCCCCAAAUUGGAAUUUGAAAUAUGGAAACAGCAGUGUGGAAGAAAACUUAACAGAUGAAAGUGAUUUAUCAGAAAAUGAAAAAGCAAAUGAUAGUUUGCUCAGCUAUUUUAAAAAGAUGGACCUGAACUUAAAGCCAGAAACAAUAGAAAAUGUUGAGGAAUCUUUCACAGAGGAACCAAGUGAAGUAUUUCCAUAUCCUGAUUUUCUCCCUUCUCCUUUCAAUACUCUGGACUUGCACAAAUUAGCCCUCUCAAAAUCUGAAAAUUGGAAAGCGACAGUGGAACCUCCCGAAAGCUCUAUUGAACAUUUGAUAACUCGUUUACUGGAAAUGGAAAGGUUACAACACAUGACUAUACAAAAAGAGAGGCCCAGACUUCAAACUACCUUCUGCACUCCAGCAGCUACUGAGCGACCCUUUUCCUCCAAAGCUAUCUCCAAAAUGAGACAACCAAAACUUUCGGACUCUUUGAGUCUUCAGACAACUUGUGUAGAUAAAAGUCGCGAAAAAAGAAAAAGCAGUUCUGGAUCUUGCAAGCUUGAACAAAAUGCUUCCAAAUGGAAUUGGAGCAAUGCCGGCAAUACAUACAAAUGGACUUCUAGACCACCGUCUCUAAAAAGUUCAUCUGCCACCAAACAAUUGAUGGCAACUUGUGAUGACAUUAGGAAUCUCAAAAGCUCCAUUUUGAAUCCAUGCCAAGAACUCUCAGCCAAGCCCACUACUUCCCAAACAACUCAAUCGUUGGUUAAGAUGGUCUCAACAAGAUGUCUGCCACCAAGGUCUCCAAUACCAGUUUCACCUACACCUCUCUCUUUUCCCGAAAAUCACAGAGAAGACAUUAAGGCACCAAGGACCAAAAAGAAACCUUAUCAAAAAAACAUAGAAUUGAACAAACCAUUCUAUAUUCAGAAGUUAAACUGUCUAUCGCCUUCCUUUGUAGGUAAGGAUAAGUGUUCACCCAUUGACCAAAAAUAACUUUUCUCUCCUGCAUCUCAAUGUGAGCAAAUCUAUUUCCAAGAAGCUUGGCUAAAAUACGGUUCAUCAUGCCGAGAUACAGGUAUUACACACAUGA
Mirounga angustirostris (Northern elephant seal) is the source of this 1442-nucleotide messenger RNA. It is a transcript of the gene FAM217A, whose product is annotated as family with sequence similarity 217 member A. NCBI's taxonomy places the organism in Eukaryota, Metazoa, Chordata, Mammalia, Carnivora, Phocidae. The record is from RefSeq and is a predicted model, not a curated record. The transcript is spliced from 2 exons. The coding region runs from base 17 to 1345 and encodes 442 amino acids.